AUGUUCUUUCAACUAUCAAAAGCUGCUUUGAAGUUCCAUCCUGACAAGGUUUCUGAGGAGUUUAGGACAGAGGCCGAAAUCAAAUUCAAGGAACUAUCUGAAGCAUACGAAGUGCUAUCUGAUGAAAACAAAAGAAAUGCCUACGACACCUAUGGUUCUGCUGAUGGUCCUAAUGGAUUUCAUGAUUUUUAUGAUGAACAAGAUGGUGGUACAGGCUUCACCCCAGAGGAUUUUUUCAAUUUUUUUGAUGGUGUGAAUGGUGGUGUUCCUCCAGGAUUUCAAAAACAAUAUCAGCCCCCCACUAAGACUGACGACGCUGAAUUAAAUGUCAAAGUCACCCUCGAAGACUUGUAUAGAGGAAAAGUCAUCAAGUUCACUAUAACCAGAGAUUUGCUAUGCCAUUCUUGCAAAGGAACCGGUGCAAAAUUAAAAGCGACCCCAAAAACUUGUUCAACUUGUCGUGGUGAAGGUUUUGUGAACAAAAUUCGUCGUAUUGGUCCUGGCUUAGUGACUCAAGAUUAUGUUGCUUGUUCAACAUGUAAUGGAAAGGGUAAAAUCUACAAACAAAAGGAUAAAUGCAGAAAAUGUGAGGGCAGUGGUGUAAAAGAAGAGACUAGAAUAUUGGAGUUUUAUAUUCAAAAGGGUAGCAGUAGUGGUGAAUCAAUAAUAUUAAAAGGCGAAUCAGACCAGGCUUUAAAUAAAGAGUCCGGAGAUGUUAUCUUAACUUUUGAUGCAAAACCACAUCCAGUAUUUACAAGAAAAGGCGAUGAUUUAUAUGCUGAUUUACAUGUCACACUCCAAGAAGCAUUGUGUGGAUUUAGUCGAAUUGUUGUAAAACAUUUAGAUGGCAGAGGCUUAAAUCUAGCAAUACCAAAGGGAACUGUUUUAAGACCAAAUGAAUAUGUUAAAGUUAAAAACGAAGGUAUGCCAUUGAAAAAUUCCAAAAAUGAUAGCAAGGGUGAUUUAUACUUGAAAAUAUUUGUUGAAUUUCCUCCAGAUGGAUGGUGUAUAGAUAGCAGUGAUAUCGAUCGAGUUAAAUCAAUUUUGCCUUCAUCAAAAUCAUCUUUUAUUGAAACAAUCAAUGUUUCGGAAAACGAUAUAAAUGAUAAUUUUUUAGAGGAAUUGGGAUGGAUUGAAGUUGAUGGAGGGGUGAGUAAAAGAGAUUGA
Molecule: messenger RNA, 1167 nt
Organism: Ascoidea rubescens DSM 1968
Lineage: Eukaryota; Fungi; Ascomycota; Saccharomycetes; Ascoideales; Ascoideaceae
Exons: 3
Coding region: 1-1167 (388 amino acids)
Biological process (GO): protein refolding
Cellular component (GO): cytoplasm
Molecular function (GO): Hsp70 protein binding
Source: RefSeq, a predicted model, not a curated record